Molecule: messenger RNA, 3524 nt
Organism: Anguilla rostrata (American eel)
Lineage: Eukaryota; Metazoa; Chordata; Actinopteri; Anguilliformes; Anguillidae
Product: cell division cycle protein 27 homolog
Exons: 19
Coding region: 133-2628 (831 amino acids)
Biological process (GO): cell division; anaphase-promoting complex-dependent catabolic process; metaphase/anaphase transition of mitotic cell cycle
Cellular component (GO): anaphase-promoting complex; cytoplasm
Molecular function (GO): protein binding
Source: RefSeq, a predicted model, not a curated record
AUGUUUCGGCUCUUUCGGUAACGGUUAGUGUGUUUGAAAUCUUCGGAGGUAUUUCAGGCCUGAAGACCGAACUUACAGAGGAACUGAGGAGAAGAGUGUAACGCGGCAGGUAGAGAGGAGUUUGAUAACGGAAUGACGGUGCUACAGGAACCUGUCCAGGCGGCUGUUUGGCACGCGCUUAACCACUAUGCCUACCUGGACGCCGUGUUUCUGGCAGAGAGACUCUACGCUGAAGUGCAUUCAGAAGAGGCGCUCUUCCUGUUAGCCACAUGCUACUACCGCUCGGGAAAGGCCUACAAAGCCUACCGGCUCCUGAAGGGGCACAGCUGCACCACGCCGCAGUGCAAAUACCUCCUGGCCAAGUGCUGCGUGGACCUGAGCAAGCUGGCAGAGGGGGAACAGAUCCUCACGGGGGGCGUCCUGAACAAGCAGAAGAGCCAGGACGACAUCGUCAGCGAGUUUGGCGACUCUGCCUGCUUCACACUGGCGCUGCUGGGGCAGAUCUACUGCAAAACCGAUCGUUUGGCCAAAGGGUCUGAGUGUUACCAAAAGAGCCUGAGUUUGAACCCGUUCCUCUGGUCUCCUUUCGAGUCCCUCUGUCAGAUCGGCGAGAAGCCCGACCCGGAGCAGACCUUCCGGCUGACGUCCCUGCAGAACUUCAGCGGCAGCGUGGGCCCCCAGACGGGAGGCCCCCUCCACACCCCCAGCCACGCCCCCCACAGACAGACGGACACCGUCCUCAUGGAGACCCCGCAGGACACUUUAGAGUUGAAUAGACUCAACCUAGAAUCUUCUAAUUCCAAGUACUCCUCUCUGAAUUCGGAUUCCUCGGUGUCCUACAUCGACUCCUCCGUAAUCUCCCCCGACUCCGUGUCCCUCGGGACGGGGGGCUGCCUGCAGUCCAAGCAGCCGCAGAACAAGCCAAAAAGCGGGCGCAGUCUGCUGGGGGGGCCGGCCGCCCUCAGCCCCCUCACCCCGAGUUUUGGGGUCCUGCCGCUGGAUCCCAGUCCAGGGGACACGUCGUACCUGCAGAACUUCACAAACAGCGGGUCGGUGAUGGACCCGCCCCCUCCCGGGAUCCCACCAAAAAAGUCUGUAGCCCGAAUCAGCCAAACUGGAACGAAGUCAGUGUUUACACAGAGCGGGAACAGCAGGGAGGUCGUACCCAUACCUUUCAACCAGUCCCAGACCACUGCCCCCCAAACCAGCACGACGCCGCAGGUGCUGAGUCCCACCAUCGCGGCUCCUCCCAACGUGCAGCCGCGGCGGAGUUCCAGACUGUUCACCAGCGCCAGCUCUACCGCCAAGGAGAACAGCAAGAAGCUGAAAAUGAAGUUUCCCACCAAAAUCCCCAACCGGAAGACCAAGACCAAGACCAGCAAAGGGGGGAUCACGCCGGCCAACAUGAACGAGACCUUUGAGAUCCUGAAGCUGGACUCGUCCCUGUCGGAGGGGAAGGGCUCCCUGGCCACGCCUCAGUACCAGGCCUUCUCCCUGCAGAAGGCUGCGGCAGAUGGGCUGAUGAGCCUGAUGCGAGACAUUGGGAAGGGAUACCUCGCUCUCUGCUCCUACAACUGCAAAGAGGCCAUCGCCAUCCUGAGCCAGCUGCCCUCGCAUCACUACAACACGGGCUGGGUGCUGGUGCAGAUCGGCCGGGCACACUUUGAGCUGGCCGAGUACACACAGGCGGAGCGGAUAUUCUCGGAGGUGCGGCGCAUCGAGAGCUACAGGGUGGAGGGGAUGGAGAUCUACUCCACCUCGCUGUGGCACCUGCAGAAGGACGUGGCUCUGUCCGCCCUGUCCAAAGACCUCACCGACAUGGACAAGAACUCGCCGGAGGCUCGGUGCGUGGCGGGAAACUGCUUCAGCCUGCAGCGGGAGCACGACAUCGCCAUCAAGUUCUUCCAGAGGGCCAUCCAGGUGGACCCCGGCUUCGCCUACGCCUACACGCUGCUGGGCCACGAGUUCGUGCUGACCGAGGAGCUGGAGAAGGCGCUGGCCUGCUUCCGCAACGCCAUCCGCGUCAGCACCCGCCACUACAACGCAUGGUACGGUCUGGGGAUGAUCUACUUCAAACAGGAGAAGUUCAACCUGGCAGAAAUCCACUUCAAAAAGGCCCUCAGCAUCAACCCACAGAGCUCCGUGCUGCUCUGCCACAUCGGCGUGGUGCAGCACGCACUUAAGAAGUCUGACCACGCGUUGGAGACCUUGAACAAAGCCAUCGACAUCGACCCCAAGAACCCGCUAUGCAAGUUCCACAGGGCCUCCAUCCUCUUUGCCAACGAGAAGUACAAGGCGGCCCUGCGAGAACUGGAAGAGCUGAAACAGAUCGUGCCCAAAGAGUCGCUCGUUUACUUCUUAAUAGGAAAGGUUUAUAAGAAGCUGGGCCAGACGCACUUAGCCCUGAUGAACUUCUCCUGGGCCAUGGACCUGGAUCCCAAAGGGGUGAACAAUCAGAUUAAAGAGGCCAUAGACAAGCGAUACCUCCCCGACGACGAGGAGACGGUCACUCCGGACGACUUGCCUUACGAUUCAGCGGAGGUGGAGGAGUCGCAGGAGAGCAGCAUGACGGACGCAGACGACACGCAGCUGCACACGGCCGAGAGCGACGAGGUCUUCUUACUGUAAAACGCGUCUGCCCGGCGUCGGACACCGGGACAAACGAGGAAAAACAAACUGCUGCUAAUUACAGUACCUCCAGACUUCUCUCAUGACCAUUGGCCAUUUUUUCUUAUUCUUUUUUUUUGUUCUUGGUUUUUUUUUUUUUUUGUUCCACUGUGCCUCAGUGACUACUGAGCUCCUCUGGUUCUCUCUUCACCCACCCCUUAACGUGUGUGCCAGUGGAUGGAGAGCCCCCCCAAGCCCCUUCACAGCUCUCUGGACUGCAGUCUUUUCAGUGCCCGGACUCUAGAGGGAACACCGGCUGCCAUUUUACGCAAGCAGAUUUUGUUCCCUCAAGUUUUAAAACGCUGCACUUGUAUAGCGAAAGCCAUUUAAGGUCUAAGUAUUUGUUUGGUCUCUUUUUUUUUUUUCCUUUUCUUUUUUUUGUGUGUAGGAACCCAGAACUUUUAUGAUUGCCCUUUGUUGACAGGUCCUUAUGGUAAUGUGAAUCUUAUAAGGAAAAGAAACAGACUUUCAAGCACAUUUUCUCCCACUUCAAAUGCAUAUGCCAGUGUAAGACAACUGUUGACAAGUUGCCAUCUGGGGAUGGGGAUGCUCCAAGAGAUUAAUAGAUGGAAAGUGAACUGGAGUGACUCCUAAAUCUCCCUGGCUUCAAGUCCAGCGAGCCUGGCCCUGUCUCGGUUAUAAAAAUGAAUAAAAUGCAGUAUUUAACUAUUGUUUUGGAAGUGCCCUUCUUGAAGCUAAAAAGACCUGUGAUGACUAAGCAGUUGUGUGCACUGUUCAUUUAAGAUGAGAUGUUUCAACUGAUGAGUUUUAAGGCUGUUGGUUUGACUUAUCGAAUAAUGUUUUGUUUUUAUUACCAUUACUCUGUAAUCAAUGAACUUAUAAAGAUAUGAGCCAUC